AUGCCGGGGGACCACCACAACAAUGAUCACAGCCGUGCCAGCGAGUACACGACACUAUUGCCAGCAACGCUGCGGCACCGGGUGACGAUCGCGCACGAAGGCGAGAGCGGCCGUAGCGGCUUCCACCCGCGGCACUUCUUCCACGUCCUAUGGCUGAGCUCGUGCACCAUAUCGAAAUGGGUCAACGUCCUGUGGCCGUUCGUGCCCGCCGCCUUUGUGAUGCACCUCCUCACGCGCGCCCACCUCUGGGCUUUUGCCGCGAGCUAUAUCGCGAUGAUACCUGCGGCCAAUCUGCUAGGCUUCGCUGGGCAGGAGUUUGCGAGGAAGAUGCCCAAGGUGGCUGGAAUCCUCAUCGAGACGACUUUCGGCUCCAUUGUGGAGAUCAUCUUGUUUGUCGUCCUAAUCGUGAAGCACGAUGUCGAGGAGGGCAAUGGCGAUGAGGGAAACCUUAUUCCGAUCAUCCAGGCGGCCAUCCUAGGCUCCAUCUUGACCAACCUGCUGCUCUGCCUGGGCCUCUGCUUCUUCUUCGGCGGCGUGCGGUGGACUACGCAGAAGUUCCACCCCAUUGUGUCCGAAGUGGGAUCAGGGCUGCUGCUAGUCGCCGCCUUUGCCCUGCUCAUCCCCAGUGCCUUCUACUCGGCCCUCAAGUCCGAGACCGUGCCGGAUGUGCUCGGUGCGCUGCAUGAGAGGUUUACGGAGGGAAAGCUACAGGAUGACGUCCUCCGCAUCAGCCAGACAACGUCCAUCGUGCUCAUUAUUGCCUUCUUCCUGUACAUCUGGUACUGUGCGAGCAGCCAGCACAGCAUCUUCGAUGAGGUGAUUGAGAUGGAUGAGCACAACGAUGCGGACCGAGAGGCUGAUGAGGCCAAGCCCAAGUUUACCAUGACGGAGACUGUCAUUGCGCUGGCUACCUCCAUUGUUGUCGUGACUCUGCUGCUGAUAUUCCUAGUCGACAACAUUGAGCAUGUCGUGGAGAGUGGCGUGCCCGACCAGUUCCUGGGUCUGAUCCUGCUGCCGCUUGUUGAGAAGGCUGCAGAGCAUCUUACGGCCGUCGACGAGGCAUGGGAUGGCGUCAUCAACGUUGCUCUCUACCAUUGUCUGGGGCCCUCCAUCCAGACCGCCCUCUUCAACGGUCCUUUGGUAGUCCUCAUCGGAUGGGCCCUUGGCAAGCCCAUGGACCUCAAUUUCGAGAUCUUCAUGAUCGCCUUGCUCGUGUUGUCGAUACUGGCGGUUGGCAACUUCCUACGCGAUGGCGAGAGCAACUGGCUAGAAGGGGCACUUCUCGUGGUCGUCUAUGUUGUUGUUGCCAUCGCUUCUUGGUAUUAUCCCAAUCCGGAUGUUGCAACUACCAACGGCAUUGAGGACAUCGUGUCCAAGAACGUGACACUCAGCGUUGAGGUGUUGCAGCAGAUUCAACAGCUUCUGCAGCAACAGUUACAACAAUAG
Molecule: messenger RNA, 1446 nt
Organism: Diaporthe amygdali
Lineage: Eukaryota; Fungi; Ascomycota; Sordariomycetes; Diaporthales; Diaporthaceae
Exons: 3
Coding region: 1-1446 (481 amino acids)
Biological process (GO): intracellular calcium ion homeostasis; calcium ion transmembrane transport
Cellular component (GO): fungal-type vacuole membrane
Molecular function (GO): calcium:proton antiporter activity
Source: RefSeq, a predicted model, not a curated record